Messenger RNA from Tarenaya hassleriana, 803 nucleotides. RefSeq names its product protein LIKE COV 2. Lineage: Eukaryota; Viridiplantae; Streptophyta; Magnoliopsida; Brassicales; Cleomaceae. The transcript has 7 exons. Gene Ontology annotation, cellular component: Golgi apparatus. Bases 18 to 770 code for a protein of 250 amino acids. The record is from RefSeq and is a predicted model, not a curated record.
CCGGAGAAGCGAGAGAGAUGGCGGAGGAUAAGGAAGCUACGACGAGUUCACUGAGUCAGGGACUCACUCCUCAUGACCCGGACGAUGCUCCGAAAUCUCCUCCGAACUCGCUUAAUUCUUCUACUCGCAAGGCUUGCUAUGCUGUUCUGCAGAGUUGGGUAUCCAAGAAGUUUAUGACUGGAUUUGUCGUCCUAUUCCCUGUAGUUGUUACGUUCCUCAUCACUUGGUGGUUCAUACAGUUUGUUGAUGGUUUCUUCAGUCCAAUAUAUGAGAGCCUUGGAGUCGACAUAUUUGGUCUUGGUUUCAUUACAUCUGUACUCUUCACUUUCUUUGUUGGGAUAUUUGCUUCGUCUUGGCUGGGUUCCACGGUUUUCUGGCUUGGAGAGCAGUUUAUAAGACGAAUGCCUUUUGUGAAGCACAUAUACUCAGCCUCUAAACAAAUUAGCACUGCGAUAUCCCCAGACCGAAACACCACUGCUUUUAAAGAGGUUGCAAUCAUCCGUCAUCCACGUCUUGGUGAAUACGCAUUUGGGUUUAUCACCUCAUCCGUGACACUUCAAACCAACAAUGGAGAAGAAGAGUUAUGCAGUGUAUACGUUCCGACGAAUCAUCUGUACAUCGGAGACGUCUUCCUCGUGAAUUCUGAAGAAAUCAUAAGACCGAAUUUAUCCAUCCGUGAAGGCAUAGAGAUAAUAGUGUCGGUAGGGAUGACGAUGCCGCAAGUGAUAUCUCAAGUGGAUAGGACUCCUCAUCAGAUGAACAGAUUAUGACCUCCUCUGGUACCCCCUUCCCUUAGUAAAAAU